Messenger RNA from Austrofundulus limnaeus, 6134 nucleotides. Its product is annotated as cGMP-inhibited 3',5'-cyclic phosphodiesterase A. The record is from RefSeq and is a predicted model, not a curated record. Gene Ontology annotation, molecular function: 3',5'-cyclic-nucleotide phosphodiesterase activity. Gene Ontology annotation, biological process: signal transduction. Lineage: Eukaryota; Metazoa; Chordata; Actinopteri; Cyprinodontiformes; Rivulidae. The coding region runs from base 997 to 3696 and encodes 899 amino acids. The transcript has 14 exons.
AAGUGAUGGUUACUUUUUUUCUUUGCUUUUAUUUAUUUUUCGACAACUUAUUGCCAAGUUCAACAAAGAGUAAAGUUGCCAAACUUGCAGCAUCACAGACCAGUGCGUGCACAGACUGAUCACAUGUCUUAUCAUGGAAAUAACAGGGACACACAGGAACUAAACCUGUUUUUAUUUCCCUGGGACAUAAAGCCCAGUGCCCUGAGUGAUAAGCACCAUGGCCUGGGAGGCACACGGCGGCAAGAGGGGCUCAUGAUGAGAAACCUCCCCGGGCAGCGUCGGAGCGCAGCGGCUACGUGAGGACAUGAGUGCCCCCAGCUGCACCGGGACGAGCCGAGCCAGUCGUGGCUCAGCCUCGCCGUGACAUGGACAUACCCGAGAGUGUCCUCUGCUCUCUGCGCUGCCGCGGUGCUCCUGCUCCUCACACUGGUGGAGUGGGAUGCGGGCGGAACUAGUGUCUGCGGCUCUGCUUUUCACUGCGCCGUGGAGUUGCUCUCCGCUGCGUGUCACUGCGUCUCCUCUGUUUUCACCCUCCUAUGUGCCUUCUUCUGGCUCUGGCUCGUUCUGAUCCGCUGCGGGCUCUUCCUCCUCGCGGUGUGCCACUUCGGCGAGGCGGCGGCGCAGUCGCUCCUGCUGCGCGGCGCGGAGGAGGAGCUGUCGUCCCCCCGCCGCCACCCUGCUCGUCCUCGGCUGCCUGGGCAGCGGGGCUCUGCUGGUCGUCCGGCCGGGACAGGGAGUGUCCGCGCUCGUCUCCGUUAGCGUCAUCCGGGCCGCGUCCCUGCUGUCUCUGAGCAGAGUCCGGCCCGGCUGGAGACCCUACCUGGCCUACCUGCUGGGGCUGCUGGGGGGGUUCUGCUUGCGAGGUAUGCUGACCGGCUUCUGCCGGCCUCGGGGACCAGCGGGACGGGGUGCUGUGGCUCUGUGACCGGGGCGAAGGAGGAGGACAUCCCUGUCUUCAAAAGGAGACGGAGGUCCAGCUCCGCAGCGGCCUCGGAGAUGAUGGCUCACAGUCAGAGCAACAGCAAGUCCCACCGCCGGACUUCGCUGCCCUGCAUUCCGCGGGACCAGUUGUCAGGCACCAGUGUGGUGGUGGACAUCGCGGUGAUGGGAGAGGCCCACGGUUUGAUCUCAGACCUGCUGGCGGACCCCUCCCUGCCCCCCAACACCUGCAGCUCCCUGAAGGCCGUCAGCAGCCUCCUCAGCACCCAGAUCAACCUGCAGCCUGUGCACCGACACCGCCUGCCCACGGACGCACACAUCUGCUCCGACUCAGAGGACGGGCCUGAAAAAACUGAGCGGUUGGCCAUUCCAAAGCGUCUGAGAAGAAGUCUUCCCCCAGGACUGCUGAGGAGAAUCUCAUCAACCUGGACCACCACCACGUCAGCCACAGGGCUGCCCACCAUCGAGCCAGGGCCUGUACGCAGAGACCGCUCAGCCAGCAUCAGACAAACUUCAGACUGCAAUGAUUUGUGGAACAACCCAUUGAUGAUCACCAUCUCAAAGAGCCGCUCCAUGUCUGCCUCCUGUACUGCCUCCGCCACGUCCAACCACCUGUACAGCAAACCACUGGGAAGACCAGGUACGUGUGUUUUUACGCAUUUCUACWCUCACAAUCCAGCUCUAGUGAUAACUUUACCAACUUUGGAACAAUCUCUUUCAGGUUUCCCUCCCGCCCUCAUAUCACCUCUGGGCUCCCCGUGCUCAUCCCCUCCCGCCCAGGGAACUCCCGUCUCCAGUCCUACCACAAAGACGUGUUCAGUGCAGCUUCCUGAGCCGGCUGAGCCGCAGACAGAGCAAAUACCUGUCUCUGUGGCCCCCAAGAGCCAUCACAGAGCCUUAACUCACAGCCAGAGCGCCCCAAGCUCCACCACCAUUCACUGGCGGCCUCCACCUCUCUGCAGCAGUUGUGGCAGGCCGUUCAACCUUCGGCUCAACAAUGGAGUMGAGGCGGGCAGCAAAGGAGACAGACUAGCCCACCCAGAUGAGCGCGCAGUAGCUUCRUCCGACUAUGACAGCACCUACGACAGCACCUAUGAGACCAACCACAGUGACAGCAGCGACUUUGCACAAAAUGAGGAGGAGGGAGAAGGAGGCAAGAAGCCGCCUGAAGCGAGGGAAGGUUGCAGGGAGUAUCCAGCAGAGGUCAUCGUUCUUCACCCACUUCAGUCAUCGCCAGAGGAUAAGCCCUUCUCUGAGCCGGAGAGUCCGGUAAUGCCAGGGCUGGAGCCCCUGAUGAGUCAGCUCAACAACUGGAACUUUCCCAUUUUUAGUCUUGUUGAGAAGACUCAUGGCAAGACAGGCUGCAUCCUCAGCCAGGUUUCUUUUAGGCUCUUUGAGGACACAGGUCUUUUUGAGACCUUCAGGAUUCCUGUUAAAGAGUUCAUGAACUACUUCCGUGCUUUGGAGAAUGGAUACAGGGAUAUACCAUAUCACAACAGAAUCCAUGCUACGGAUGUGCUGCAGGCUGUGUGGUACCUCACCACUCAGCCUGUGCCAGGCCUGCCCAUCCUGCCGACAGAAAACAGAAUACACACUGACUCGGUGAACAGCAUGAUAUCCGGAGCGUCAGGAUUCCUUCUGUCCAAAAUGAACUCGGUGCUUGAGAAGGGCUAUGGUUCCCUGGCUGGUCUGGUCCCUGCCCUGGAGCUCAUGGCAUUGUAUGUAGCUGCUGCCAUGCACGACUACGACCACCCYGGAAGAACGAAUGCCUUUCUGGUGGCCACGAGUGCACCACAGGCUGUUCUGUACAACGACAGAUCCGUCCUGGAAAACCACCAUGCAGCYGCAGCCUGGAACCUCUUCAUGUCUCAACCCGAGUACAACUUCCUGGUGAACCUUGAACACGUGGAGUUCAAGCGCUUCCGCUUCCUCGUCAUCGAGGCAAUUCUGGCCACCGACCUCAAAAAGCACUUUGACUUCCUCGCAGAAUUUAAUGCAAAGGUGGGCGAUGAAGGAUUAUCUGGUAUCGAUUGGACCAAUGAGAAUGACCGGUUGUUGGUGUGCCAGAUGUGCAUCAAGCUAGCUGAUGUCAAUGGACCACUGAAGUGUAAGGAGCUGCAUCUGCAGUGGACCGAGGGGAUUGUCAAUGAAUUCUACGAACAAGGUGACGAAGAAGCAGCCCUGGGCCUUCCUAUCAGUCCAUUCAUGGACCGGUCYGCCCCGCAGCUCGCCAAGCUGCAGGAAUCCUUCAUCAAUCACAUAGUGGGCCCUCUGUGCUCCUCCUACGACACUGCUGCUCUCAUGCCGGGGCGCUGGGUCGACCCAUCCGACCAGUUGGAUCCAGAGGUAGGAACAGAGGGACAAGACACAGAACAAGAAGAAGAAGAAGAAGAAGAGAACACAGUGGACGAGGAAGCCUCCACAGGUUCUGACGCCUCCCAGCAGCAAGAAAUGAAAAAGGUGCACAGGAGGAAGGUGUUUUGUCAGAUCACGCAGCACCUUUUGGAAAACCACGAGAUGUGGAAACGUGUGAUUGCAGCGGAGGCCUCCGAGGAGGCUCAGGAACAAAGGCCCAACUGCUUAGGCAACCCCUCGGAUCCAAUCACAGCGAUCAAAGAGGAGGAAGAGGAGCAGGCUAGCAAAGAGGAAGAAGAGUCGGGAGACGACCUUGACGAAAGGGAAGAAGUGUCAGCUUUGGAAGAAGAGGAAAUCCUCCCACAAUCAGAGACUUCAGGAGAAAAAGAAGAUCCUGAAUGAGAUUACAAACGUUGACUUCUUAAACCAGGAAUCUGACCUUUGUUUAAAAAUAUUUUGCUUAUACUUUCCGAACUUAAACUCUUUUUAUGGUAGCCAGCACAUCACUUUGACACAACACUGUAGAAGAUGUUUUGGGUGAAACGUGCCUAACUAAAACAGGGUUGGAGGACUGGGAGGUACAAUAAAAAGAAGAAAGACGAGCAAAAGAAGAAGAAGAAGAAGAAACAGAUAAAAAAUGAAAACAGACUGAGUUUGUCUCUAAUUUUAGGUUUAUUUUAAUUUGGAUCUGGUGCCCUGUCCUAACCCAGACCAACCACACUGAUCUGCAGAUUUGCUCCACCAGUUAUUGGCAUUCAGUUAACUCCCACCCCCCAAAAACCCUACAUGCAGCUUCUCACACGAUCAACUUUCAAUACAGCUGAGSAUGUGCAGCUAACUCAUUCUUUAGGACGAUGGUAGGAAAAUCAGGGUAAAUUUGUAGCAGUGUAGAUUAAAUAAGGAGGCCGAGGAGUCCACGGUAGUUCAAAAACCCCUUCCACCAGUCUGUUGAACACACUCAGAUCCACAGCAGACAAGUUCGAAGAAGAAGCCUGUUGCUCAAAAUGCUUUAUUCUCAGAGAAGGAAGACUUAAAAAAAGUAUUUCACACGAAAAACAUUUGAAGUCAUUUUCUUUGCUUUUCUGUUCCUCAGACUCCGCAGCACACCUCCACGUUUCAAAGCUGCACAACUCAGGAAGGCAGAAAUACAAAGGACUUUCAGUGUCCUYGUUGUUUUGCAUGUUGCUGCUUCUUCCUUUCUUUUGUUAGUUCUCUGAGACAUCUGUUUUUGUUGUCAACAGUGCGGUCCUCUUUGUACAACACAAAAAAGACAAAAGGUGAAGCAUACAGUCAUGGGAAAAAGGAAGUCCAUAAUUAUAGGGUUUUACGUAUCAGGAUAAUAAAAGUGGUCUGUCUUUGCCAAAUUCUAAAGGUGAUCAAACCUAACUUCAAGUAAACGAAAAGACAACAGAUUCCACCAUGUCAUUGGUUAUUACACAGAAACAAAUGCAAACAUUGUGUGAAAAACUGUACGUCUCAUGGUGGAACAGCUUAUACAACCACUUUCAGWAGCAAUAACUUGAAUGAGUUUUUUGUUUCAGUUUAUUGAGGUUUUAGGACAUUUAUUUCUGCACAGAGGUGCAUCAUUUGAACUGGUCACACGUUGCUACAUUAUUGCUUCUUAUUUUUCAGCAAUUCUGUUGAAGAUUUUCUGCUUUGUUAAGAUUAUUGCCCUGUUUUGUGACAUAGUUUGGACCAAAGCUUCAGCUGUUGGACAGAUGGACUCAUGCUUGGCAUUGGAAUAUUUUGGUACAGAAGAGUUUAUGGUCGACUUUUAUAAAUGCAAGGUACCCCAGGUUCUGUAGCUACAAAACAAGCCUUCAGUCAUUAACCCUCCACCACUGUGCUUAACUGUUGGUAUGAGGUUCUAGUGCUGAUAUACUGCGUUAAUGUUGCCUAACAUUGACACCAUCUGAAAAAGGACUUUGUGAUUUCUUUGAGCAUUGCACUGUCUGAUCUCAGGUUGACUUUGCUGGAACGUUCACUCCUGGAAAGAUGGUAAGCCAUCUUAAGUGCUUUCUCUUGUGAAUUAUCUUUCUCUCUGUCRGAUGAUGGAAACUCUAUUGGAAUUGACGUUUUUCCCAGAUUAAUAAGCAGCACCAGUUGUGUUUUUUAACAGUCARCCAAUGUUAUUCAUCUUUAUGUUAACAUACACCUUUAUGCUUCAGAGCAGGUUAGUAAAAAUCACACUAAUGACAUCCAAUGUGUUUGAUCAGAAGCACCUGGGGCCUCAUGUACCAAAGCUUUCACAGCUUUCAUAGAGGAAGUUGGUGAAGGGACAGAUGCAAAUACUGCAUGUGCACAAAAAUAUUCAGAUUUAUUAAACUGUGCACAAGCAUGUUUCUGUGCACCUUUACUUCAACCAACCCCACAAAUAUGGACCUGAGCGCAGGUGAAAACCCCUUUCCCCUGACGUGCCUUGAAGUAAAUAGGCAAAUAGAUGCUUUAAUGUAAAUGAUCUGUACAAUCAAAAAUAAGGUCUACAUGCAGGGAAAUGAGGAAUUUAUUGUAAUGUGAAUCAGAGACGCUCUUAAAUAAGUGCUUGGGGAACAUAAAACAUAUUUKACACACUGUCCUCUGGUAUUUUUGCCGUGAGCAAAGAGGAGUGACAGAUUGUGUGAAGCUGCAGUUGUCAGAGCAGCGCACACCUGCAGAAGAAGCGAAAAGAUGAAACUGUCACAUAUAACGGUGGGAGUAAAAUAAUGAUGGCUCAAGGCCUCUUAUCCGAUACUAUUGGAGACAGUUUACUGUACACGGAUUACAUUGUUGUAAGACUAUAUUCUCCCAGUAUUUCACAGGCUUGUUUAAAUGUUGUGCAGCAAACUUUAAAGGAGCUUCAA